This is a messenger RNA of Camellia sinensis, 1784 nucleotides long. It is a transcript of the gene TFIIS, whose product is annotated as transcript elongation factor IIS. Gene Ontology annotation, cellular component: nucleus. Gene Ontology annotation, molecular function: nucleic acid binding; zinc ion binding. The record is from RefSeq and is a predicted model, not a curated record. Gene Ontology annotation, biological process: DNA-templated transcription; transcription elongation by RNA polymerase II. NCBI's taxonomy places the organism in Eukaryota, Viridiplantae, Streptophyta, Magnoliopsida, Ericales, Theaceae.
GAUGCCCAACCAAACGGUCCCUUCACAAGCCGUGGAUAGAAGCCGAAACUCUACUUCUUGUACUUUUAACAUCAUCGCCGCCGCAAGUUCUCCCACAUUUCAUCUCCACCUGGUUCAACACCAACCACCGAUCCAAAAUCCCAACCACCAUACACAAAAAUCGAAGCUCAUCUCACUCUGGAGUCUCUACACACAUCUCGGAAACUCGAUCUGGGAUCUGAAAAUGGAGAUGGAGAGGGAGCUGGUGGAGUUGUUCGAAGCGGCGAAGAAGGCGGCGGACGCUGCGGCGAUCGACGGAGCUGCGUCGGGAGGUCCGAAGGUGGAUCGAUGCAUCGAUGUGCUGAGCCAGCUCAAAAACUACCCGGUGACGUAUGAUGUUCUUGUGUCAACGCAGGUUGCAAAACGGCUUCGACAUCUAACAAAACAUCCUGCAGAGCAGAUUCAGACAAAAGUUUCUGAUGUGCUCGACAUUUGGAAAAAGAUAAUCAUUAAUGAAGCAUCUAGAAAGAAAAAUGAUGGCUCCGAUAUUAAAAGUUCAAAAAAGACUGAGGUUACAGAGACAAAGUCUGUCAAAGUUCAAGAGGUUCGUAAACCUGGAAGCUUUUCAAGAUCAGAGUCUAUCAAAGUUGAGAAGAAAGUGGGGGCUGUGGAUACUGUCAAGGCGGGGAAGAUACCGAAGGAAGAGAAACACGUAGUUUCAAAAACAGAAACUAUCAAGGUUGAGAAGAAAGUUGGGACUGUGGAUAAGGCUGAGAAGACUGAUUGGAGCAAUACUGUUAAGGUUGAAAAGAUACCAAAGGAAGAGAAACCGGCUUCUAGCGCAAAGAAACCAUCACAAGCAUGUAAUGCUCCCCCAAAGCUGAAAUCAUUGCUCAAAUGUAACGAUGCUGUGCGUGACAAACUUCGGGAACUUCUGUUAGAGGCCUUUGCCAAAGUUCCUGAGGAGGUCAAUGAGGACAUGAAGGAUGACGUAGAUGCAUCUGACCCAAUGCGAGUUGCUGUAUCUGUAGAAUCUGUCAUGUUUGAGAAAAUGGGUCGGUCUAAUGGGGCCCAGAAGGUCAAAUAUAGGUCUAUAAUGUUUAACCUCAAGGAUCCGAAAAACCCUGAUUUGAGGAGAAGAGUGCUUCUUGGACAGGUCGAGCCAGAGAGGCUAAUCAAUAUGACCCCAGAAGAAAUGGCCAGUGAUGAGAGGCAACGCGAGAAUAAGCAUAUUAAAGAGAAAGCUUUAUUUGAUUGUGAGCGUGGCGGUGCACCAAAAGCCACAACUGAUCAAUUCAAGUGUGGUCGUUGUGGUAAACGUAUGUGCACUUACUAUCAACUACAGACUCGGAGUGCAGAUGAACCAAUGACAACAUUCGUAACUUGUGUAAACUGUAACAACCAUUGGAAGUUUUGUUAGAAUGAUUUCCAGUCGAAUGGCUAUUCACUAUUCACGUGGAAUGGUGAAUAUUCUCGAGCAAGGUUCUGCAGUUGUUCUGAUCUUUUCCUAUUCCAGAGACAACCCAUCCAUGGAUAUGUAUUUCUUCCAGGGGUCAUUUAUUGUAGGGGAUACCUCACCUAUGGUGGUGAAGCGUUUAGAUUUGGAGAUUAUGCCGAAUCCUAGGUAAGGCACAUUUUUCAAUUAAUAGACAUUAGAUUUUCGUUCACUUAGUUUUUCUAUUUUUAUGUUUGCUUGUACCGGUUGUGAAGAACUAACAUUAUGCCAAGUCCAUAAAAUGUUUUUAAAAUUGGAAGACAAAUUUUAACUUUUUCAGUCUGUCUAUAUGCACAUGCUUGUUUUAAAA